This is a messenger RNA of Tribolium castaneum (red flour beetle), 1438 nucleotides long. Its product is annotated as medium-chain specific acyl-CoA dehydrogenase, mitochondrial. Gene Ontology annotation, biological process: medium-chain fatty acid catabolic process. The record is from RefSeq and is a predicted model, not a curated record. Gene Ontology annotation, molecular function: medium-chain fatty acyl-CoA dehydrogenase activity; flavin adenine dinucleotide binding. The transcript has 6 exons. Gene Ontology annotation, cellular component: cytoplasm; mitochondrion. The coding region runs from base 175 to 1422 and encodes 415 amino acids. NCBI's taxonomy places the organism in Eukaryota, Metazoa, Arthropoda, Insecta, Coleoptera, Tenebrionidae.
GCAUAGUAUAAUUUCUGUCACAGUUCAAAUUCCGAAAAAAGAGCAUUGUAAUUGAAUCUUAUCUUAUCAGUGUAAACUUGGAGUACAAAAAGUUGUUUAUACACAACAACAUUAUGUCAUUUAAUUUCAUUCCACUCUGAUUCUUGCACAUUUUCAUUGCCUAAUAAAAUAAAAAUGGCUUCAGUUUUGCCAAAAAUUUCGAGAGUUAUUGUGAGCAAACCCUGUAGAAAAACAUUCAGUAGUUCAGCGAGACAUUCAAACGGUUACAAUUUUGAACUGAGCGAAACUCAGAAAGAGUUUCAAGCCGUUGCUCGAAAAUUUACAAGGGAAGAAAUAAUUCCGGCUGCACCUUAUCAUGACCGGAAUAAUGAAUAUCCGAAAGAACUUAUCAAAAAAGCCUGGUCUUUGGGGCUCAUGAACGGCCACAUUCCUGAAUAUUUGGGGGGCCUUCAGCAGGGCGUUUUCGAUAUUUGCCUAACUGGUGAGGAAUUGGCUUACGGGUGCACUGGAAUUUUCACUGCAGUUGAUUCCUCCAACCUUGGACAAAUCCCAGUGGUAAUAGCUGGGACUAAAGACCAACAAAAAAAAUAUUUGGGCCGUUUUUUGGACGAACCUUUAGUUGCCGCUUAUGCAGUUACUGAACCUGGGGCAGGUUCUGACGUUAGUGGGAUUAAAACCAAAGCCGUGAAAAAAGGCUCUGAGUGGGUCCUCAAUGGCCAAAAAAUGUGGAUAACAAAUGGGGGCGUUGCCAACUGGUAUUUUGUCCUUGCUCGCACUAACCCUGACCCUAAAUGUCCCGCUGGGAAAGCCUUCACCGGUUUUAUCGUCGAGCGGGACUUCCCUGGAGUCACUCCAGGUCGCAAGGAACUAAACAUGGGGCAAAGAGCGUCCGACACGCGCGGGAUCACCUUCGAGGAUGUUGUCAUCCCCCAGGAAAAUGUCCUCCUUGGUGAAGGCGCCGGUUUUAAGAUUGCGAUGAGUACUUUUGAUAAAACUAGGCCUUCGGUGGCUUGUGGGGCUACUGGUUUGGCUCAGAGGUGUCUUGACGAAGCUACGAAAUAUUCGCUCGAACGUAAAACUUUCGGUGUUCCGAUUGUCUACCACCAAGCUGUGGCUUUUAUGUUGGCUGAUAUGGCCAUUGGGGUUGAGACGGCCAGGUUGGCUUGGAUGAAAGCUGCAUGGGAGGCCGAUCAAGGGAUAAGGAAUAGUCUUUCGGCGGCCAUUGCCAAAGCACACGCCAGUGAAGUUGCCAACAAAAAUGCCUCUGAUGCGGUCCAGGUGUUUGGUGGUGCAGGUUUUAACAGUGAAUAUCCUGUGGAGAAGCUGAUGAGAGAUGCAAAGAUUUUCCAAAUUUACGAAGGAACGACACAAAUUCAGAAAAUUGUAAUUUCGAGAAAUGUAUUAAGUGAAAGUCGGAAAUAAAAAAAUAUGAGAGGUU